UGGUUGGUUUUUUAACAUCCCCCACCAAAAUGAAAUUGUCACGACAUUAAAUAUGGGAUUUCAGAAGCUUAUUAAUCUCAAGCAGUUUCCACAGACGAUGGAGAAUGGGAAAAUAGAUUCAUGUUGAUCUGAGGUUUCAGUUUCUAUUUCUGGAUGGUAAGGAAAAGCUUCAGAAGUUCUCUACAAACAAUGUUAAUGGCCGGUCAAAUAGCGCAUUCAAUCCAAAUUAAGCUAGACCAUCCCGUAAAAGCCUCAAAUCAUGGAAAAAUUGGCUCUCCGUAGAUCUACUUAUUUACAACAUGGAAAUAAAACCGAGGAUUUUAGAGGGUCUAUGGUAUAGGCCCUAUGCUCAAACCGUUCGGCGCAUGCGCUUCACUUAUUACGUAUGCAACAUUAGACAAGGAACCGUUCUGCGUAUCCGAUAUUUUCGGCUGCAUCCGAAUCUGUUGUCUAGAGCUAGGUCUAGGUCUUCCCUCCAUUGGAAAUGUGUAUAGAUGCGUAGAAAGUAGACCUAGCCGUAUCUCUGGAAGCCCGUUUUGGACACGGCCUUAGCUGGUCCCUCAACAUCAUUAUGUACGAGGACUGAACGUGAGGUGCGCAAGAGUGAUGCCACACUAGCUACAUGAAUUUGAAGUGCACCCAGGGUUGAGUCAGAUUUUUCCGAUUCAAAAGACGACAUAUUUGGCGUCUCCUAUACCAGUCAACGUUUUAUAAUGGCGUGCAGUUGGAGCUAUGAGCAUCAAACACUACAGCCAGUGUUUUCUCAGCAAGCAAGGACAACGGCAGUCUCACACGAGCUACCGAAAAAGGUACAGGAAUGUCUCAUCGAGAAAUCAUUGUGCACGCUCAUGUCCAUUGGCAGACAGGGCGUGCCAAAGUUCAGAUCGGCGCUCCAGAAUGUUUUGAGUCAUUGCACUGCGGUCGCACCGUACAUGAACCCGCUGGAUGCGUUGGCAGCGGCAAACCAGGCAGUCCCCAGUCCCGAUGCUUUGGUUAACAUUCCCUACCCAAAGAAACGGGUAUACACAACGUUGGAAACAGCCAGGAUAGCGCACAGAUCACGACGUUUUAAGAAGUUAUUCCAAACGCCUGAUGCCGUGCUGGUGGCGGCACCGAUGGACAGCGAUUUGGAAAAGAAGAUGAUGGAUGAUGUCGUUGCUUGGAUUAAGAGCGACCCUGCUGGCACAGAGGAGUCGCUGGUUGAAGAACUUAUCCAGAAAAGCGAGAAAGAAAUUAACGUCCAUUGUCUUGUCUUGGAAAAUCUUGUCAAAAGGGGGAUUGUCUCAAUAAGUGGAGAUGCUCUUUACUUUUUCCAGUCAGUAACCAACCUCGGCGACUUGAUGAACCAGCGUCAGCCAACGAAAUUAAUCGAAGUUACAACUGCACGUGUCUUACAGAAACUGAAAGAAAUUCCACCCGCUCGCUUUCCCUUGACGUGUUCGGAUUUCGCUGAAAUUGUCCAGCCGGUAUGUAAAUGGGUGAUCACAUUACCACCAGCUCGACUCUUUGGAAUGAAUAGGAGACGGAUCAAGCACAGGGAAGUUGAAGACAAAGAGGAAACAUCAGGUACAAGGACUGUUGAGCCCCAGACAGGAUCAGGCCCAAACUCUGCUGUCCAACAGAACAAGAAGCUGGAGUUUGCCAUCGGGGUGCAGCCUGGAGAGAAUGACGUACGUCAGUGCAUUUCCAUCACACCAAAGGGACUGGUCGGUAUCGAAGCACCAAUCACAGACCGAAGCGCAGCUGCCGCAGCAUCAGAGUCGGACGAUAGCAACAGCAGGAUGCGUGCCUUAGGUCAAACCAAAGGCCUCUCCGAACGCUUCGUGAACCGUUUGACCGUCGCUGUACGCACCCAGAAUGCUGUUCUCGUGCCAGCCAACGACCGAGAAAGGGAGCACAUCAUCUCCAAAGUGACUGAAUGGGUUGCUUCUAAACGAAAGGCAGGCGGCGCAUCUGCUUCGUCUCCGAACCCGCCACAGCAAACGGUACCCAGCUUACAAGAGGAGCUGGCUAACAAGUGCGUAGGCAAAGUGCGACGUCUCAACCCCUCAACCAUCACCGACUUGCUCCAAAACGCGGGGUAUAUCAAAAUUGGUCACAACAACCAAGUUACCUACCGUCUGCCAACCGACCACAAAGACAGGACACCCUCCUGGCAACAGCAAACAGUCCAGACAGCCAUCGAGAGCUGCAGAUUUUCACACCUGAUGAGACAAGCUUACCCUCGUCGUCAGAAACGACAGAAAACUCGCAAUCCUAUCUGCGAUAUACCGAUUUACUUCAGUUGGCUAGAUCUCCAAAUGAUUCAGUGAGAAGGCUGCUUAAGGCAAAAACAUUGUAAAACACAUCUCUGAACCCAAUUUUUUGAAAAAUGAAUUGUCAGUUUGAUUUUUUUCAAAACAUAUUUGACAGUUGAUCACACUGAAAAAAUUGAGGGUAAUUUCUUAUUUUAAAGGCAUUUUAUUCAUGCAUACUGUGGUUACUAAUGCCUAUCAGUGUUCUUAUCCUGAAGCAUAAAUUACAAAGCAGUGGAAAGUGGGGGGUUGGGUUGACUCGCGCUUUUCAAAACUUGUCUAUGGCAUUGGGUAUAACCAGCAAGAAAUGAGACAGAGGGCUACCCCCCCCAACAUGUCCAAUCGCUAUACACACUCUAUAGACUAUUGUUUAUACCUAACACCCCCCAUGUCUGAAAAGCAUUCCCCAGAUUCCAGCGAGACAAUGACCAACACAAAACGGUGGGGGUGUCUCUCCGUCACAUAUCUUGCUUCAUGUGGGCAUGGAUGAAGCUGCGUUUAAGCUCCAGAACGGUGCUUUAAAAUAAUUCGUUAAAUAACAGUACAGCUUUCACUUCUGUUCCCUUCUUUUGUUUUCAUUAUUCAUUCAAUCUCUCUUUCCACUCUUUUCUUCUGCUGUUUGGCUGAGGUUGGUACCGUCCCUGGCAAACUUAAAUGAUAUAUGCAUAUCUGAUGAAGAGUUCAUUACUCCUCUUAUCAAGUAGAUUUCCGUAUACGCGUACUACUGUAAUCAGUGUUAUUACGCUUACGUAGCGUCUGUGCGUAAACGAGAUACGCUUAUCAGGUUAUCUCUCUUUUUGAAACUUUUAGAGCGUCGUCGAAUCAACUCUUUAAAACAGCAGAAAAGAAACAGCUAAACUAGUUCAGACUAGCAAAUGUAUCAUAAUCAUUUCUUACAUAUGUAUGCAUUGUUAUUACAAUAAUAACUUUAAUGGGUCCAGGUGAUGAAGUUUUAUUUUACUCCUUUUGGAGUUAAAUAUGUAUAAUGUGCACUUUGUAGACAUUUAAAAUUGACAACGCUUUUGUUAAAAAAUAUAAAGCGCUGUUGCUGUGAUGUCACUCGGGAAAGACUUUGCUGAGUUCUGAAGGUUUUCUAUUCAAAUGGAGAAUACAAAAUAUAAUAUAUAUUAUUAUACGGUAUAUAUUAUAUACAUAUGAUGUGUUCAAUCAUAAAUGUAUCAUUAAAGAAAAUGAAACUUACAAUAGCAAUGUUCCAGCAGUGUUUUGAGCAGUGCAACAUUGAGGUUUUCUUCCUGGAAUGACAUCACAGUUUUCUUCAUGAAUAUAGAAAUUCCCAUUAGAAUUUUAAAAAAGCACGAAGAUAGCAUCAAAAAUUAAACUAAAUAUUAGAUUAAUUGCAAAACGAGGGUACAUUGUCAAGGAUUGAUAAAUAAUUGCAUUCCAUGGACCUAAUAAUUUUAUGAUUGUGUCAGUGUUAAAAAAUACAGUUUUACGGCCGAUAGCCAGUUUUUCCGUGACAAGGACGGAUCCUUGCAGUAUGGGAGAGGGCGGAAGGGACCAUGCCCCACCCCAAAACGGAGUCAUUUUUAUAACGACAGAGAGGCAUUUUUGUGUAUUUCAUUUUUCGUCCUUAAAAAGCGUCUAGAAAGCCCCCAAAUGUAGCCUCAGCCCACGCCGAUUUACGUUAAAACUUCUGUUGACCCCAAAACAUGCUUAGCCCCCUAGAAAUCUGGUCUAGAUUCGUGUGUGAACGAUUAGAAGUUACUGAGUCGGAGCAAGCAGUGACCAUGAAGGGAAAGGAGAACGCAUUACUCUGGUAGCAGCAUGUUCCCAAUUGUCCUCAUUGCUAGUUUAUGCUACAUUUCAAAGCCUGUUGUAUCGCUAACUAGUGGUUGAUAAAAAUUAAUAAUAACUAAAAAGUCAUCACGAUCAGCAUUCUCAAAACUUGUAAAGACACUGAGGAAUAAACAGAUGCCUCAGUUGAAAGUUGAAUGCUGGGGAUGUUUAAUUCUUCUGCAGUCUGACGAUUGUCAGUAUUAUAGCUCCAUUUAAAUAAUAAUGUGCCGCUGUUUCCAUAAUGCAAAUGCGCCCUCAAUCUUAUUGCAAGGCCUGGGGAUUUCCCUUGAUGCGCAACAUCGUGUUAGCAUCUAAACGUAUGCGAAAUUCAGCUGGUUCCCGCUUUGGGUAAAGCGAAAUUUAAAGUAUCGGUACACCCGCGGACACACAUUAUCAAGGCAUUGAUAUUCAUAUUGUUUCUCCUCGACUUGGGUGUAUUUGCUGUAUAUUAAUAUUUGCUCAUUAUUGCACAGGUAUACCGAGCAAAACUGUGACGAGAAUUUCAGCUGUUCGUCAUGGCGUCCAAUGCGAUCCAGAGUUCAGUGCCAACGCCGUUGAACGGACAGAUACAAACGAUGAGUUCUCUGACGAACUUCCUAAAAAAAAACCCAGGAAUGCCUCCUGGAUAGAUCGGUUUGCACGCUCUUGGCAAACCGGGGGCCGGGUAGGAAGAACAAGCCAGUGCUUACAUGUAAAUCUGCUCUACAUAAUCAGGCUUUGAGCCACUGCACAGUAUAGUACUGUACAUGAAACCGCUGAAUGCGCUGGCUGUGGCUAACCGUCGAGAUAUUGCAACAGCAAUAUAAGAGUAUAUUCUCUGAGUUCAUUGCGAUGAAAUGGCGUUUCGCAAGAAAACGAAUACAGAGUUGGAUGAACUGCCUAAAGAAGCCCAGGAAUGCCUCAUGGAAAAGAUGUUGUGCACGCUGGUUGCAAUGGGACAGAACAGGCCAAAAUUCAGAACAACUCUCCAGAAUGCAUUGGGGCCUUGUACGGCACUUGCACCCUACGUGAAUCCGUUGGAUGCACUAGUCGAGGCAAACGAGGCAUCCACUGGACCGGCCGUUUCGGUGAUCGUUCCCCAUGCGAAGAGGCGGGUCUACACGGUGCUUGAAACGGUGAAGAAGGCAAGUAAAGCGAGGUUGGAAUCCAAAAAAUCGGAGGGACGGAAGUAUGAGUUGGCACCGCAGCAGAGCGAUGUAGAGAAGGAGAUUAUGAACAGUGCCAUCGAGUGGCUGCGAAGCUGUCCUGAAGGUACCGAGGACUCGCUUGUAGAUGAACUCAUCCAGAGGCUCGAGAAAAAAGUAGACAGCUCUAGGCUUGUUUUGGAAAAGCUUCAGAAAGCAAACUAUGUGACAGUGGAUGAACAUGGGGGAAUAGUGUACCAUUUUCUGCAAGCAGGCAGCAGUGCACAAAAGGCAGGACUGUCAUCUCAUCUAAGUAAUGCCCAAACCCGUGUGCUCUCCCUUCUGCUUAGCUGUCCUCCAAGAAGCCGGCCAUCCACGAUUGCUGAAUUUCUUGCUGUUGUUCAACCAAUUUGCGAGGUAUGGCUCACAGUUUCACCUGCCAGAUUUUUCGGUGUGAACUUGAGACAAAUUAAACACCGAGAAAUCAAGGACGAAACCAAGAAUGAAUCGGCAGUGGUAACCGUAAAAAUGAGGAAAUUGGCCAAGCAGAAAGUAAAAUUGGGGAAGGAAGCGGUAAGAUCUGAGCCGCAUGACUCAAAAUCUGAGGGAGAGUCAAAGGUGCAGGUGAAAACCGAAUUUUCCAUAGGAGUUUUUCCAGGAGAGAACGAUGCUCAAGACCUUAUUCCAGUCACCCCAAACGGAAUCACCGGUAUUGAAGUCUCAGCGUCUAGCCAGGCUGCCCCACCCAAAAGGCCCAAGGAACUCUCUGGGAAGAGAGCAGAUGACCCAGAGAGGAUGCGUGCGGUAGGUCAAACCAAAGGCCUCUCUGAAUGCUUCACAAACCGCCUGACCGUUGCUGUGCGCAGCCAGAAUGCUGUUCUCGUUCCUGCUGGUAACGAGGAAAGGAAAAACAUCAUCGGUAAAGUGACUGAGUGGCUUUGCUCGAUACGCAGCAGUAAAUCCACAGGGCAGUCUGCACCCCAAACAGUACCCAAGCUCCAGCGCGAACUUUCCAACAUGUGCGUGGGCAAAGUACGACGCCUCGACCCUUCAACCAUUAACGCCAUGCUCCAAGACUCCGGCAACAUAUCUAUCGACGGUGAUCACAAGGUGACCUACCAUCUGCCUUCAGACCGCGAAGGUAUUAAAAAAUCCUCCUGGCAGCAACAGACAAUUCAGGCCGCCGUCAAGAGCUGUAAUUUCUCAAGCCAGCUCAAGAAAGCUUUCCCCCGCAAACAAAAUAAGAAGGGAACAAAGUCCAGCAACACGGGUACGAAGAAUCAAAAUGUCAAACCACAGCGCAGCCAAGCAUCAACAGCACUUUAUCAAGCAGAUGAAUACUUCGAGGAAGAGUACUUUGGCAUCGACUGUGAUGGUUUCUACGAUGAUUAUGGGGACACUGAAUAUGAUGAUUUUGGUUACGAUGACUAUGAUGACUAUUUGUAAAGAAACAUGUUGGAAAUGGCUUGAGCCAUGAGCUUUUCAAUAUCAACGGUAUAAAUCAAUUACUUUCCUUGUGCCUUUACACAACUUCAUUGAAACUUUCAGUGUGCCAAGUUUGACCCUUUUAAUACACUUAGAAACGACAACGUGCAUUGCGACUUUCCAAAACUGUAUAUUUUUGCUUCUCAAAUACAACACUGGAGUUGAAAUAAUUAUCUUGAAGUGGGAACCUUGCAGGAAAUUUAAAUAGCAUUCUGUGCCAGAGUUGCCUAAAAGGGUAUGUUUCAUUUUUCAGCCAUUUAAUGUCAAUUAUAUUCAGUUUUAAACUGUAAUUGGUUUACUGUUGAAUAGUUAUCAUUAUUUCUAAUUAUAUGUAACUUUUGCAAUUGCCAUCCUGUAAAAGUUGCUUACUGGGAAGCAUGUUUUAGAUUGUACAAACGGCAUACUGUAUACAACGACACACAGAAAUGUGAUGAAAUUGUAUACAAGUACAGAAACAUUUGGAGAUGAAACAUUUUGUCUGAUGAAGUUACACUCGGAUUUAGCAAGGGCUUUUUGAAGCAGAAGACUAGUUUAUGUUGGUUUUUUGGGGGGCCCUGCAUGUCUGAAGUAUCACGUGAUGGGCAAAAUAUGUACUAUGUAGUGAUAGAAUAAGUAAGUGCUAGACAUGACUUACCAAAAUGUAAAUAGCUCUGAACUAGGAGACAAUAUUCAAACCACAUUUUUUCCUGUGUUUUUUUUCUCCUAUUUUAUUGACGCAGAAGUUGUGUAUAAUUUAGACAAGAAGAAUAUUAUACAGUACAAAAGAGGGCAUGCUUAGUAAAAUCAGCACUACGGUUCAAGGAAAAAGAUUAAAAAACAAGUUGUCAGUAAGUAGGCCUACUAUAAUUAGAUAACACAAAUGUUUCUUUUAGAAUUUACAUUUCCUAAAAUGAAAAGUAUUUUGUCAUUGCAGACAUAUAUUCAAUAACAUAUUGAUGUCUUAAAGUUUAUCUUGCUUGCUAGUAGGGAUAAGGAUUUCUUAAUACUUCUUAAACUAGUACAUGUACAUGUACGUGGGACUAUAUCUUGGCCGACCAGUUCAGGUCCAAAUUGUAAAACUUAGUGCAAUGAAAAACACAAGUCAGGAAUUUAUGCAGGCAAUACUAAACAGCAUCCCAAAUUUCCCAAUCUGAAUACAAUCGAGAAUCUUUCAGAUUGUGAUUAAUGAAAUGAAGGUGGCUUGACAAACUUCAUUCUAGGUCAUUACUGGUUGUGAAGGAAAUGCCACAGAGCGUACAGGUGUACCACUUAGGGUAUCUUUACUAUUAUGGAAGGAGCUCAAGGAAGCACUUGGAGAUUAAAGUCCCACCGUCCGUGUCAGUGCACAAGUGCGAUAUUUUUGUCUGCCCCUUUUCCUUUUCCAAUACUUUGAACACAAAACAAAAAUGACCAUGAGACAUUUAUUACGUACAUGUAUACCUCGACUACAGAAGAACAUUUUUACUUGAAUCAUUUCCUUUUCUUUGGAGUUUUUUAUUCAUGGCAUCUUUUCCAUUUACAAUGUUCAUAUCAAGCUACAUGUAUUUCUGCUGGCUGUACUCAUCCUACAUGUCCUAAGACUGUAAAAUUGUGACAUUACAUACAUGUACGUACACGUGAUACACAUUGAGGAAGUUUAGUUUAUUUUGCCCAAGUAGGGUAGGUAGGGUAUUCACUGUUGUCACACUUUGAUAAGGAUGUACAAAUAGCAUGAUUCUCAUCUUAUAUUGACCAAUAAUUUUCAUGUCUGUUUUAAUCUGGCGCAAAAUGAUGGUACAUGUACAGGUAGGCCUAUCCUGCUUUAAAGAUAAUUCAAUGAUUGACAUAGCAUUGCAAUUUCUAAAUCUUUCACAAAAAUAAUGGAGGCCCCCAAACCUAAAUCUACAAAUGGAUUUAUAUGUAUAAAGUUUUCAACGUUUAAAGCAAAACUUAACAAAAAAAAUCCUCAUGAAUUUACAAUGUUGUGGUUAUCAUACUAAUUCUAUUUCAUUAGAAAUACACAUACAUGUAUGGUACUUUGAUAGACUAGCUCCCCAUAGUUGUAAUUUCAACUGGUAGUUACAUUUUGGGGCAUUCAAGCAAACGCGCCAUACAUUGGACUUGUACCGGUAUAUCUAACAGCUGAACUGCCUGAACCUUUUUACACCUCCAAAAUAAAUUUUAUUUAAAAUACACGGAGGACUGAGAUUUACAUGUACAUAAUACUGUCAGAUACAUGUAUGCUCAUUCUGGUAUGGUAGCUACAUGUACAUGUACAACUUAGCUUUGCAGUAACAAUGUACACGUUUAUAUACACCAAUGCGAUUAUGAUAGAUGGGCAUAUGAAUGUAUUCUGCUCCACUUUCCUUUAUCACAAGAGAUGAGUAUUAAGUAGAGAGUCUAGAGACAAACUGGGAUAACUAUGGAAAUAAACUGGGAUAACUAUGGAAAUAAACUGGGAUUACUUUGGAAAUAAACUGGCAUAACUUUGGAAAUAAACUGGCAUAACUGUGGAAAUAAACUGGGAUUACUAUGGAAAUAAACUGGGAUAACUGUGGAAAUAAACUGGGAUAACAUGGAAAUAAACUGGGAUUACUGUGGAAAUAAACUGGGAUAACUGUGGAAAUAAACUGGGAUAGCUAUGGAAAUAAACUGGGAUAACUGUGGAAAUAAACUGGGAUAACUAUGGAAAUAAACUGGGAUAACUGUGGAAAUAAACUGGGAUUACUGUGGAAAUAAAUACAUUCAUCAGCCUGCUGUAUCUCAA
This is a messenger RNA of Acanthaster planci (crown-of-thorns starfish), 9425 nucleotides long. RefSeq lists its product as uncharacterized. NCBI's taxonomy places the organism in Eukaryota, Metazoa, Echinodermata, Asteroidea, Valvatida, Acanthasteridae. The record is from RefSeq and is a predicted model, not a curated record.